AUGGGCGCCGUCGGCUCCAGGGUCGACGAUGGGUCUCCCUUCUAUAUCAAGGAUCAGUCGCGCUUGACUCUAUCCUCUCUUGUCGUCUCGAACGGUCUUCGCAAGGUCAUUUUUCACACGACCCCUAAUGCAUAUCCCGCGACGCGCUUUUCUGCGCGUAGAGAGGCUGGCGAUGAUACUCCUGUAUCCUAUGUCCAAGAUCCAGAUUCAACGAACCUGCAGUUCCUCCCGCGAUUAGACCUCGACGAUGAACUCGACUUCCGCUUUACCUUCGUUACCCGCCAAACUACAAAUGCUUCACCCACACCUACCAGCGCGCCCAGCGUAGGACCAAUCGACACUCAGAUUAAUGGACUGACAUUUGCCUACGCAUCCAACACGAAAGAGUUGGACACACUGGUUACAAGAGAGUUCCAUGCGGACCCUAACCUGCACAAGAAUUCAAACGUCCAGUUUAUUGGGGACUUUCACACCAACGGAUCACCCUCCAUCGAGUUCGAAUGGACCUGGAGAUGGAAACCGCCAAAGAUGAACCAAGAUCGAGGGGGCGGAUGGAGGCAUAGUUGCAGCUUUCUUGAAUACGACUCCCGUGCCCAUCGUCUAAACACCCUCGCCUCGUUCGCAUUUUGGGUACACAGGUCCUCCCCGAUAGUACCAACUCCGUUAGCAUCACCAGGCUUUGAUCUAACAGUGCCUGUCUACCGGAACCAGAGACUUCCUUCUUCUCAAUCCUACCAAUCUGCUGUGAGCGAUACGGAAGACUUUCAGCAGCCUCCAUCACCGCAUGUCAUUUCAACAGAGCUGCCUGUACAGCCGCCGUUCGCCCCACCGGUGCCGGCUCCUGUAGCCCCGAUCAUUGAUGUUCUCUGCCAGCGUCCGGGCGAAGACAUGAGCUCCGUUGAUGAUGGUCCCGUAUUUCGGGCCACAAUGAAAUCACUGGAGCAAAAGACUGGCAAUAUGCGGGUUCAAAUCAAGAAAGUCCUAAAAAGAGCAGAAGCCGCCCACCAAGCCCAAGUCGAAUGCAACACGACCAUGCGGGCCUUCCUAGCUGCAUUGCAGGAGGCAUCUGCUUCAAACGCAAGCGCUUUCAAACCAGCAUUGGACCAUUACUUUACCAAAAUUGCACAACGCCUUCUCGAUUAUGAAACUCAAAAUGCGCUUCUCUUACAGAGGCAAGUCAUCGAACCUGUUACCAGGCUUUAUAACCUGGACAUCAAAGCUGCCGACCAGAAGAAGAAGGAUUUCGAUGAGGAGAGCAAGGAUUACUAUGCGUACGUGAGCCGCUACCUCGGUCAAAGAACGGAUUCUCUCAAAGAGAAGAAACGCGCCGAGAGCGACACCAAGUAUCAAAACAAAAAGCGUAACUUUGAAUUGAAGCGCUUCGACUACUCGUCCUUUAUGCAAGACUUGCACGGUGGUCGAAAAGAGCAGGAACUUUUGUCGCAGCUUACCAAAUACGCCGACCGUCAGACGAAGACGUUUUUGGAGACAUCGAGGAAGGUUGAGGUCUUGACACCGCAAUUGGAUGCCCUUGUAAAAGAAGUAACGGAAGCAGACAAGGAAUACAAACUGCAGCGCACGGAACGAGAAGAGAAAAGACGAAACCUAGAGAAGAACGCUACCUCAUCGACCGACAAUGAGCCAGUUGCACAAGUCAGCUCACACCCUUCCUCCGCCCCUUCACAAAACGGAGUCGGCGGCUACAAUUCUGAUACGGAUCUCAGUCGAGCAGACAGCACGAGCUCACAAUUUGCUGGCAAAACGGCCAAGACGCUCUCACCCAGCAAUUCUCUUCAUGCUCCGGGCGCGGGAACUCUAUCAACGUCGCCUGGCGCUGCAUCGAUAACGACAACACCAAGCAAGUUCAAAGGCAUUCGUGAUCUCGAGGAGAGGGACUCUUCUAUCGCUUCCACACUUGACAAGGCCGGCAUGGGACAAAUCCGCAAGGAGGGUCUCCUCUGGGCGUUGAGCAAACCUGGUUCCCACAUUGAUCCCAAAGGUAUUAACAAACAGGCAUGGCACAAGUUCUGGGUUGUGCUGGAUCAGGGCAAACUUUCCGAGUACAGUAACUGGAAAGAUAAGCUCGACCUUCAUCGAGAACCCAUCGAUCUUCGCAUGGCAUCUGUACGAAUGGCACGUGAUGCUGAGAGGAGGUUCUGCUUUGAGGUCAUCACUCCGCAUUAUAAACGCGUCUUCCAGGCCACCUCCGAAGACGACAUGACGAACUGGAUCAACUCCAUUAACAACGCCCUUCAGAGUGCUGUCGAAGGACGCAGUGGGAAGUCAAUCUCACAACACUCGUCUGAAACGGUUAGUCGAGAGUAUGGGUCUGUCCUCACGGGCAAGAGCUCUUCGCAAUCGGGCCCACACGGGCAGUCACACAAGAACGAUGUCGGAGUCAGCAGGCGCAUCACUGUAGGUGCGCGACCGUCGUACGUUCGGACCACCAGCAGCAGCUACGAAGACAAUCCCUCGAAACUGCUGCAGCAGAUCCGAGACAUCGAUCAGGGCAACGCCUACUGUGCUGACUGCGGCUCGACGAGCAAAGUUGAGUGGGUGUCGCUGAACUUGGCCAUUCUUUUGUGCAUCGAGUGCGGCGGCAUCCACCGAUCGCUAGGCACCCACGUAUCGAAGAUUCGAUCUCUGACGCUGGACAUCUACUCAUUUACCAACGACAUUGUGGAGCUCCUCCUCUUGGUUGGUAAUCGUGUGAGUAACAUGAUUUGGGAGGCGAAACUGGAUCGUUCUCUGAAACCAGAUGCAAAUUCGUCCCGGGAUCAACGGUUGAGGUUCAUUACAGCGAAGUAUGUUGAGCGGGCCUAUGUUGAGCUCAACACUGGUCAGUUUGUUUCGGCCGAAGACACUCUCUUGACGUCAAUCAAGAAGAACGAGGUCCAAGGUGUUCUUCAAGCGAUAGCACAAAAGGCCAAUGUCAACGCGCACGAUCGAUCACGAAAUACACAUGCGGUGCUCCUGGCACUUGCGGCUGCCGACCCGGCCCAUCCGUUGGGAAGCCCACAAGCAUCACCUCGGACACCUCCCGCAGCUGCAACAGCAAAAGCCUUUCCAAUCGCGGAGCUGCUCGUGCAGAAUGGUGCGGAAAUACCCACAGAGACGCCGCCAAUUCCAUUGAGUUCGGCAGCGCAGCUAUACAUCGAACAAAGGACAGCCAAGGCCAGUAGCACGGGACCGGGGAACGAUACGUUGGGUCCUCUACCGAACGUUAGUGGGCGUGGAAUUGUCCCAGCGGACAGUGCAAGCAACCGACUUCAGAAAAGGGGGAGUGCUGGAUCACGAUUCGCCGGCAAGGUGGUCGGGUUGGGGGAACGGUAG
Cyphellophora europaea CBS 101466 is the source of this 3333-nucleotide messenger RNA. RefSeq lists its product as uncharacterized. The record is from RefSeq and is a predicted model, not a curated record. The transcript has 3 exons. Gene Ontology annotation, cellular component: endosome; trans-Golgi network; cytoplasm. Lineage: Eukaryota; Fungi; Ascomycota; Eurotiomycetes; Chaetothyriales; Cyphellophoraceae. Gene Ontology annotation, biological process: intra-Golgi vesicle-mediated transport. The coding region runs from base 1 to 3333 and encodes 1110 amino acids. Gene Ontology annotation, molecular function: protein binding; GTPase activator activity.